CAACGGGCAGGGUCGUGAGUGACGUAACAGUGACGUCGCAGCUCCCUCAGCGAAUGAGGAGCGAUCAGUAGCGGAACAGGGGGAGCACGGCGCGGAGGAGUUGUGGAGAAAGACGUGCACGAGUUAAAUCUGCACAUAAUCCGUCGAGUUAUCGGGUUUGAUCAGCUUCACAUCUGAGACACUUUGCAUUGAGAGAACACAACGAGCUGAGAUGAAGACACUGGUGGUGGGAGUGGGAGGGAUGACCAAUGGUGGGAAAUCCACUCUGUCCAAGAGUCUGCACCAGCUCCUGCCCAACAGCUGUCUCAUUGCACAGGAUUCCUACUUUAAGGAGGACUCUGUCGUGCCUGUGGACAACAACGGCUUCAAGCAAUAUGACAGGCUCAGUGCUCUCCACAUGGACACCAUGAUGAGCGAGGUCCACUCGUGGCAAAGAGAUCCUGAGUCGUUCCUGAGGAAGCGAGACCUGAACCCAGCAGAGACGACACCGACCAACGUGUAUGUGCUGAUAGUGGAGGGAUUCCUCAUUUUCAACCACAGGCCUCUGAACGAUCUAUUUCACAAAAGAUACUUCCUGGAAAUUCCACACGACGUCUGCAAGAGGAGACGAAGCUCCCGGGUGUACGAUCCUCCUGAUCCUCCCGGUUACUUUGACGGAUAUGUGUGGCCGAUGUACCUGAAGAACCGGCUGGAGAUGGAGAGCAUGGUGUCUGGAAUAGUGAUCCUGGAUGGACUGAAGCCUAAAGACCAACUGCUGGAAGCUGUGUGUAAAGAUGUUUGUCACAAAAUAGACAGACUCAGGGAGAAAGACAGAAAAAGUGGAACUCCUCUGAAGAUGGUGACCGCUGCAGUGGAUGAGAAUUACCUGAUGUUGUAGUAUAUCAAGUUGCACAGCUGGAGACUGCAGAGAAGCUGCCAGAAUAACAGUGAACCUCUUUUUAUGGACAGUAUUACUAAGUUAGGAUACACUCUGGGUAUCCUGAAUAUUAGUUUUUUUAAUGGUGAAUAUGAGACAUACAGUGAACUGAUGUGAUAUGUUACACUUUGUUUGUCUCACAGUAAUAUGUCUUUUAAUAUGUAAGGAUUUGACGUGACAUAUAAUUGCUAAAGACUGUCACUAAUAUUUGUAUAUUAUAAAUAAUGAAAAUUGUUUUAUUUCCCAUAAUUUGUCAAAUCAGCCAAUGGUUUGCAACAUAGACUGUACAUAAAGAUGGACAAUACUUCUCUACUUCCUCCCAAUAUCUAGAAAUCAAGCUAAAUUAUCCCUGAUACGAUCACUGCCAUGUUGAGCCUGAAUACGUCAUUUGGAGCCAGAGUCUGUGCCGUAGCGAACAGGCGACCAAUCGCAACACGGUAUCAGCUGCCAAUCAACAAAUCGAACUUGAUAAUGGUUUGACCCGUACCGCAGCCCGCCACCAGGGAGCGAUCGAGCUGUCAUGUCCAUCUUUAUACACAAUCUAUGGUUAUAUCUGUGUAUGAAUAAUGUCCUUUGUCUCCACCUUGUGGUUGGAUCAGAUACACUGGAGACAAACUAGUGACCCAGUCCUUUCUUUUUCCUCUGUGACCUGAAAACAAAUAAGUGUCUGAUUAACAAUAAAAGAAACAUCAAAACUCAAA
This is a messenger RNA of Limanda limanda (common dab), 1617 nucleotides long. It is a transcript of the gene nmrk1, whose product is annotated as nicotinamide riboside kinase 1. NCBI's taxonomy places the organism in Eukaryota, Metazoa, Chordata, Actinopteri, Pleuronectiformes, Pleuronectidae. The coding region runs from base 212 to 877 and encodes 221 amino acids. The transcript has 8 exons. The record is from RefSeq and is a predicted model, not a curated record. Gene Ontology annotation, cellular component: cytoplasm.